Messenger RNA from Strongylocentrotus purpuratus (purple sea urchin), 1713 nucleotides. RefSeq names its product carboxypeptidase B. Gene Ontology annotation, biological process: proteolysis. The coding region runs from base 128 to 1447 and encodes 439 amino acids. The record is from RefSeq and is a predicted model, not a curated record. NCBI's taxonomy places the organism in Eukaryota, Metazoa, Echinodermata, Echinoidea, Camarodonta, Strongylocentrotidae. Gene Ontology annotation, molecular function: zinc ion binding; metallocarboxypeptidase activity. The transcript has 11 exons.
CUCGUUCCUCGCAUUUCGUCCCCCCAGUCAUGAAAAGAAAUCGCCGCCCCUGAACGUUAGUAACAAUCGCAAGCAAAACUGACUGUCCAGAUAUCGAUGAAUUCAGUCGACUCCUGAACGUCAUACCAUGGGGAUCAGCCAUCUAUUAGGCUUCACUUGCGUGGCAGUCGUCUUGUACCAAUUUGGCGCCCACGGCAAGCCCCAUGGAGGAAAGGUUCGCUAUGACAAUUUUCGGGUUAUCAGGAUGGUACCGAAAAGUCAAGAAGAGCUGGAAUGUCUGAACGAUUUCAUAGCAAGCAGACAUGAUCUUGACGUCUGGAAAGAACCGAGUAAAGUGGGCCACCACGUGGACAUCAUGAUACCUCCUCGACCAGCCGACUUGGAAGAUGUUGUCAUCAUGGCAACAUAUGCUGGCAUUCAACGAUCGAUCAUGAUUGAUGAUGUCCAGCAGCUGAUUGAAAACGAGUCACUGUCUCAGAAUCUACCUUCACGGUCACUUACCGAAUUCGACAAAUUCGACUACACUAUAUAUCACACUUUUGAAGAGAUUGAUGCAUGGAUUGAUGAUGUUGCAGACCAGUACAGCAAUCUGGUUAGCGUGGAGGCGGUUAGUUCAACACAUGAAGGCAAACGUGUAAGGGGGCUCAAGAUUGGGAAACCAUCAGAAAACCCGAAGCCAAUCGCCUACAUUCAAGGGGGAAUACACGCCAGGGAAUGGGUCAGCCCAGCCACUGUUAUGUUCAUGACUUAUAAGCUUCUGAAGGCAUACGGUGAAGAUGCUACUGUAACUGAAAUGUUCGACAAACUAGACUGGUAUAUUGUCCCUGUACUCAACGUAGAUGGCUAUAUCUAUACAUGGACCAAUGACCGUAACUGGCGCAAGAACAGACGGAUGGCACCUGGUAAUCUUUGUGUCGGCACCGACCUGAAUAGAAACUACGAUUACAAAUGGGGAGGCCAAGGAGCAAGUCCGUUGUCAUGUUCCAUCAAGUAUCGUGGCACGGGACCAGCCUCCGAGAUCGAGGUGGUGGGGAUCACAGAUUUCUUGACAAAGAAGAACCAGACGGCCGACAUCCACCUCAGUCUCGACUUCCAUAGCUACGGCCAGCUCUGGCUUUAUCCAUGGGGCUACACCGAUGAUACGACCGUUCUACAACCCAAUAGAGAACGACAGCGAGCCUUAGGACUGAAAGCCAUUGAAGCCAUCACUGCUACCCAUGGAAAGACCUACUUUGUCGGGGAGGUUGGGCCCUAUCUCUACCCGGCAUCUGGGGGCAGUGUCGACUGGCUUUACGGUGAAUUGGGGAUCAAGUAUACCUACGCCAUCGAACUCCGUGAUGAGGACAAGUACGGCUUUUUCUUGCCCGAAAAGGAGAUCCAACCGACCACUGAAGAAAUCUACGCCGCCAUCUUGGUCGUCGGGCAACAACUCAUCUCCGAAUUAUAAAUAUAAAUUACCCAGAGGCGUUUUAUUUGUUUUCAUUGGGCCUUGGGGGGACCCAAAAUUUGCUGACCUUAUGCCAUCAGAAAAUAAUGGAAUUUGUCAAUGAAUAUGACGAACAUACAAGCAAAAUUCUAGUCAUUUUUUUUUCCAUCGUCACAUUUUAUUUGGAGGACGGUGAUAAUAGCAUAAAAUGUUUUGUUGUGCGUAAGUACAACGCGAAGACAUCAAAUCAAUCGGUCUUGCUGUCACAAGUGGCAGAUAUAUUAAAA